This is a messenger RNA of Capsaspora owczarzaki ATCC 30864, 2010 nucleotides long. Its product is annotated as interleukin-1 receptor-associated kinase 4. The record is from RefSeq and is a predicted model, not a curated record. Bases 1 to 2010 code for a protein of 669 amino acids. Gene Ontology annotation, molecular function: protein binding; ATP binding; protein kinase activity. Lineage: Eukaryota; Filasterea; Ministeriida; Capsasporidae. The transcript has 8 exons. Gene Ontology annotation, biological process: protein phosphorylation.
AUGAAUCAGAACCAGCGCGAGUUGUACGACGACGUCAAGAAUGCGAGUGGAACGCUCUAUCUGAGUCGCAAUCGAAUUGGCGAUGAAGAAGCGAAAGCGAUUGCUGAGGCACUCAAAGUGAACACGACACUGACUCACCUCUUUCUGGGUGGCAAUCAGAUUGGCGAUGCUGGAGCGCGGGCGAUUGCUGAGGCACUCAAAGUGAACAAGACGGUGACUCUGCUCUCUCUGAGUGAGAAUCAGAUUGGCGAUGUUGGAGCGCAGGCCAUUGCUGAGGUUCUCAAAGUGAACACGAUGCUGAAGGAUCUCAAUCUGAACAAGAACCAGAUUGGCGAUGUUGGAGCGCACGCGAUCGCUGAGGCACUCAAAGUGAACAAGACGCUGACUUAUCUCGAUCUGCAUCAGAAUCUGAUUGGCGAUGCUGGAGCACGGGCAAACGCUCAAGCACUCAAAGUGAACAAGACGUUGAAAACGCUUAAUUUGUCCCAGAACUUCCUAACCAAUACUGGAAUCAAUGCACUCAAGCAAAUAGACAAUGCCAUUUGUAAAUUGGAUCAUUCUUCUGGGCGUCUUGACCAUCAGCGUGCUCCAUCGCCUGCCGAAUUGGCUCAGAUUGCAGCUCGUGCAGCAGCACACACUCAGCUCCAACCUUCUGUCACACUUGCAACCGAAAAUCGGCAACUGCGCUCCAAACUGGCAGCUCAAGAGCAAGUCCUCUCGGCAAAGGACCAGGCGCUCGUUACCAAAGACCAGGAGCUCGCAACCAACAAGCAGGAGCUUGCUACUAGAGAUCAGGCGCUCGCUGCCAAAGAUCAGGAACUACAACAACUUCGCAUCGAUCUCGCUGCCAAGGACCAGAAGCUCGCAACGACAGAGCAGGAGCUCGUUGCGAAAGACCAACAGCUUGCUACUAAAGACCAGGAGCUCACCGCCAAGGAUCAGGAGCUUGAUGCCAACAAACAGAAGCUCACAACAAGAGAGCAGGAGCUCGCUACGAAACACCAAGAGUUUGCCGCCAAAGAUCAGGAGCUCGCUACCAAAGACCAGGAGCUGCAACAACUUCGCUCCAAUCUGAAGUCAGCCUUUGAUCGGAUUGAUGUACUUGAGUGCAACCAACUCGCCGCUGGACCUUUGUCGAACUUUGACGGACCCAUCCCACAAGUGCCUCUCGCCGCUCUCGCCUCCGCCACGAACAAUUUUGCUGCGGAUUCUCUGCUCGGCGAAGGAGCAUUUGGUCGCGUGUACGGUGCCAGUCUGCCUGGACCUCCUGUUGCCGUCGCCAUCAAGAAGCUGUCCGCCGAAUCGAUCCAGCACUAUGCAGCGUUUCAGUCAGAGUUGAAAUCUCUAUCUAAAUUCCGCCACACAAACAUCAUUGCCAUGCUGUCGUAUGCCGAAGCUCAGGGUGAAUAUUGCUUGGUGUACGAGUUCAUGCCGAAUGGUUCUGCUCGAGAUCGUUUGAAUCGCAAAAACAACACUCCUCCGCUGACUUGGUCCCAGCGCCAUCGCAUUGCAGCUGAUGUUGCCCGCGGCAUGCACUACGUCCAAACCGCAUUCCCUGACCAUGUUCUGUUCCACCUCGACCUCAAGACGGACAAUGUUCUGCUGGACGCACACUUCAAUGCAAAAGUGUCUGAUUUUGGUCUUGUCCGUGCUGCCGAGCAUCUUGAUGACAAGAGCUACCUUCGCACGAAGGUUCCUCAAGGCACCGCUGCUUACAUGUGUCCCGAGUUCUUAGAAGGCCGCAUGACCAUCAAGACGGACGUUUAUGCAUUUGGCAUGAUUCUACUGGAAUUGGUCACUGCAGCCAAACCCGGUAUUCUGCUGAAAAGAACUGCGCGAAAGGCUGCGAACAACCAAAAAUGCAUUGAGAUGCUGGACUCGGCUCUCCACCCAACCGAAGCCGAGGGCCAGAGCGUCAGCGAGAUUGUCACCCUCGCGCUCGAGUGUCUUGAUGACGAUGCCGAUGAGCGUCCGUCUUUUGGACGCCUCCUUGCUACAUUGGAUCCUUGA